ACUUCUCAUCUCAGCUGUUACUACACGGUCGUAUUUGACAGCGGGACCAGCGAACACCAGCAGCAGCUAUGGCGAAAAGUGAUGGAUGCGAUUACUUUAAAAGAACCAGCCUGUUCUGGCUCGUCGCCGUGACACUCGGCAUGGGAUAUUUUACUUGCAUUGUGUUUGCACCUGAAAAAAUCCCAUUCGAGCACCUUGGUCCAUUUGGCAGCUUCUGCACUCAUCUCGUGGAUAACUAUGCUAGCAUUAUGUACAAAGGAUGGUGGGCUGCCUGGGCUAUCCAUUUGUAUGAGGCCUAUAUUGCAAUGAGGAUGUGCCGUGAGAAAGGCAUCACCAACCUGACCUCUCGCUGCCUGUGGUUCAUCCAGACCUUCCUGUUUGGCUUCGCCUCCCUCGGCCUGCUGGUCAAAUACGACCCAGAGCGCCCCAAACAGCACUGAGUCCGGCAAGAUGAAGCCAGAAGAACAACACUACAUAAGCUGAAAGAACAAAAUCAAUUUGUGCCUCCUCUUAUUUGAAGUCAAGACAGCUUUAUAGAGACACUACAAUUUUCCGUCUUAGUUCAUAUAACUUAAUGUGUUCAUAUGAUGGACACAAUUUAAUUCCAUGGAUUUUCUAUUAAUAAACCAGGGAAGUUUUUUCUGGAUAAUAAUAUUAACAUUAUUUUUAUAUUAUAUAGCAUCAGAGUUCUCUUGAUGAUUCCGGGCUGAAAAUGUUAGUGCAAUACAAGGGUUAUCUUUAAUGACAUGAUGUUGUGCUCUCACUGUUCAAUGGUACUUGGGAUAUUUUCUCAGCUGCUGUAAUGAAGAUGGAACUGCAGAUGGUACACUGCCAUCUUCCUCUUCUCCAGGAUAAAAAUAAAGUGAGUUGCUGUUUGAAUUUGCCUUUUAAUAUACUGAAGUGCUUUGUGUUCAACUUUUUAAACUGAAGACUGGAAUUUCUUAAUGUUAACAUUGAAAAAUAAAGAGUUAAUUACAAACUGCAGGAAA
Trematomus bernacchii (emerald rockcod) is the source of this 989-nucleotide messenger RNA. RefSeq names its product transmembrane protein 254 (gene tmem254). The coding region runs from base 69 to 440 and encodes 123 amino acids. NCBI's taxonomy places the organism in Eukaryota, Metazoa, Chordata, Actinopteri, Perciformes, Nototheniidae. The transcript is spliced from 4 exons. The record is from RefSeq and is a predicted model, not a curated record.